Messenger RNA from Prosopis cineraria, 1602 nucleotides. RefSeq names its product pentatricopeptide repeat-containing protein At1g31790-like. The transcript has a single exon. NCBI's taxonomy places the organism in Eukaryota, Viridiplantae, Streptophyta, Magnoliopsida, Fabales, Fabaceae. Gene Ontology annotation, molecular function: RNA binding; protein binding. The record is from RefSeq and is a predicted model, not a curated record. The coding region runs from base 255 to 1505 and encodes 416 amino acids. Gene Ontology annotation, biological process: RNA modification.
UCAUUUGUGCUGCUUAGGAGUGUCUUCGUCCCUCUCAGUCGUCUCUCCAUAAUCUAAUCCCUCACAGAUCUCUCGCACCAUGUGAACUCGCUGUCUCAUACUCCGUCUUUUCCUAAUAAUUCAUUGAAUGAUGUAAUAGGUUUCUAGUUCUUUUUACUAUUUCGUAUUCAAUCUUUUGGAUAGUCGUUUUUGGGUUGAAGUGAAACACGAAAGAUUUCAACCGCGUCAAAUCAAAGAAAUUAAACUACUCGAAAAUGGUUUCUCUUCCUUCAAAAUCACCCUGCACGGAGUUUGUCACUCCUCACAUUAACAACCACCCUCUUCAACUUCAGCUCCUUCGUCCCACACAAAAUCUGCCUCAAAUUUCAUCAGAAUCUGUCCAACUCCUUCGUUCCCAACCUAAUCCAUCAAAUGGGUUGUGUUUGCGGAAGAAGAAAACCAAGGAAAAAGAAUUUAUCCCUGCUCGGAGUACAACAUCUGAUGUUUUACGCUUGAUGGAUGGUCUUGGCUUCUCUGUAUCCAUUGACAUCUACGUCUCUUUGAUAGAAGAGUGUACUGUUUCUGGGGACCCUCGUACAGCGAUGGAGCUACAUGCCCAUAUCAUCCGAAGCGGCAUUGAUCCUCCCUUAAGCUUCCUCAAUCGGCUUCUCCUCAUGUUUGCUUCAUGUGGUUUGGUGGAGCGUGCUCGUAACCUGUUUGAUAAAAUGUCUGUGAGGGAUAUCAACUCGUGGGCAACCUUACUUGUUGCUUAUUUUGAUGAUGCAGACUACGAGGGAGCCAUAUAUUUGUUUCUCAACAUGCUUGAUCGAGUGAGUAUUUCGGAACUGCCUAAUUGGGUCAUGGUUUGUCUUCUCAAGGCAUGUGACUACAGCAUGAAUCUGGAUCUGGGAAAACAAGUUCAUGGGUGGUUGGUCAAGUUAGACAUUAGUGAUGAUGUACUUCUAACUUGCUCAUUGAUCAGAUUCUAUGGGAAAUUCAAGUGCCUAGAAGAUGCAAAUAUUGCCUUCAACAAAGUAGCUAGACACAACACCUUCAGUUGGACAGCUAAAAUUGUGAAUGAUUGCAGAGAAAUGCAUUUCUGUGAGGUUCUCAAUGACUUCAAGAAAAUGGGAAGGCAAGGAAUAAGGAAGAACAGUUUCACAGUUUCCAGUGUUCUUAAAGCAAGCGGAAGAAUGCCAAGUCAUGAACAUUGUGGUGAACAAGCACAUGCUAGUGCCAUCAAGCUUGGACUUGUGUCAGAUGCUUAUGUGGAGUGUGGGUUGAUAGACAUGUAUGGAAGAACUGGGUUAGUGAGAGAAGCAAAACUUGUGUUUGAGAUGAUUCAUAAUAGAACAAACGUGGCUUGUUGGAAUGCUAUGCUUAUGGGGUAUAUGCAAAAUGGGCGGCACAUUGAGGCUAUUAAGCUUUUGUAUCACAUGAAGGCAGUUGGACUGCAGCCUCAAGAGUCUCUGCUCAAGGAAUUAAGAAUUGCUUGUGGUGGUUGUAAAGAAGUGGAAUUCACAUAGGCAGUUAAAAAAAAAGAAAAAGGAUCUUAUAUGGAGAGUUAUGUAGGUAUCUUCGUUUGAUAUAUUGAUAAUUAAAGGUUCAUGAACGAAAUGAUAG